AGUCCCGAACGUCAGGAUUUCAGAUGAAGGUUUGAGGAAAUACAAACCUGUUACCACAACUCGCUAAAAUCAGAGAAAGCUUCAGUGAUGGAGGGUUUGCUUUGGUUGACGUUGAUUGCUACUGGUCUAUUACUCAAGUCUCCACAUUCCACUUGUGAAUGCUUCCAAAGAGUAGACUUAGUGUUUGUCUUGGAUUCAUCUACAAGUGUGGGAAACGAGAACUUUGGGAAAAUGCUAGAUUUUGUCAAAAACUUCUUACAAGCUACCAACAUUGACGGAGGUGAAGUUAGAGUUGGUAUUGCGACGUAUAGUACAGAGGCAAGGAUAGAAUUUAAUUUGAAAGACUAUACCAAUAAAAAUGAUUUGCUUAAAGCUGUUAAUAACAUUUCCUGGCAGUACGGCAGCACAAAUACAGCCGAUGCACUACUUCUUAUGCAUGAUACCAUGUUCAAGGCCGUAAAUGGUGAUAGAGCAGAUGUACCAAAUAUCUGUAUUGUUGUCGCUGACGGCUUGUCAAACAUUAACUAUGGCAGAACAAUUCCCGAAGCUGACGCUGCCCGCAAGAAGGGUAUCCAUAUUUAUGCAGUUGGGGUUGGUUUACAUGAUUUAAGUGAAGUUGAUGGUAUCGCAAAUAAGCCAUCCAGUAGGAAUGUUUUCUCCGUGAACAACUUUGAUGAAUUGGAAAUUCUAAAUAUAGCAAUAUUUGAAUCAACUUGCGCAGCCACAAUCACCACCAGGACACUCUCCACAGCUACACCAAAUAAACUAAAUAUACAUGUAUAUACAUUCGAUGAAGAUGUAGAACCAGCAAGACCGAGACCAAAACCUACAACCACCACCACUACCACCACAAUGAUGCCAACUACAACUAUCAGUGAAUGCUUCCAAAGAGUAGACUUAGUGUUUGUCUUGGAUUCAUCUACAAGUGUGGGACACAAGAACUUUGGGAAAAUGCUAGAUUUUGUCAUAAACUUCUUACAAGCUACCAACAUUGACGGAGGUGAAGUUAGAGUUGGUAUUGCGACGUAUAGUACAGGGGCAAGGAUAGAAUUUAAUUUGAAAGACUAUACCAAUAAAAAUGAUUUGCUUAAAGCUGUUGAUAACAUUUCCUGGCAGUACGGCAGCACAAAUACAGCCGAUGCACUACUUCUUAUGCAUGAUACCAUGUUCACGGCCGUAAAUGGUGAUAGAGCAGAUGUACCAAAUAUCUGUAUUGUUGUCGCUGACGGCUUGUCAAACAUUAACUAUGGCAGAACAAUUCCCGAAGCUGACGCUGCCCGCAAGAAGGGUAUCCAUAUUUAUGCAGUUGGGGUUGGUUUACAUGAUUUAAGUGAAGUUAAUGGUAUCGCAAAUAAGCCAUCCAGUAGGAAUGCUUUCUCCGUGAACAACUUUGAUGAAUUGGAAGGUCUAAAUAACACAAUAUUUGAAUCAGUUUGCGCAGUUACAACUGUUGCAACGCCUACGACUACUUUAAGUUUUUAUGGCUUUGAGAAGGUCGAUUUGGUCUUCAUCCUGGACUCCUCAACGAGUGUCAGUCGAAGUGACUUCCAUAAAAUGCUGAAGUUCUGUAAAGAUUUCCUGAAAAAGUUUGACAUCGAUUCUGGGAGUGUUCGAGUUGGAAUUCUAAGCUACAGCACAGAAGUGCAUGAUCACUUCUUUUUGAACGCCUAUGACACUUCUACAGACAUGUUCAAUGCUAUUGACAAAAUCAGCUGGAUUUUUGGAAGUACUAAUACAGCUGACGCGAUCAGAGAUAUGAGAGAGAAAUAUUUCUCAUUCGCCAAUGGCGAUAGAUGGGACGCUCGAAACAUUGCUGUUAUUCUUACUGAUGGUGUUUCUAAUAUCAAUGCAAAUAGAUUGCAAGAUGAAGCAAGACAGGCCAAGAACGAAGGCAUACAUAUUUAUGCAAUAGGAAUUGGGCUGAGUGAUGUAACCGAAUUAAAUCAAAUAGCUUCCGUUCCUGCCUCCGAAAACACCUUUAUUGUAAAUAACUUUGAUGAACUGAAAGACUUGGAUGAGCGAAUCUUUGGAUCUCUGUUUCCUAUAUCAUCACCAAGGCCAACCAGAACUACGACCACAAUCACCACCAGGAAACCUUCCACAGCUAAACCAAAUAAACUAAAUAUAUAUACAUUCGUUGAAGAUGUAUUACUAUCAAGACCAAGACCAAAACCGACAACAACCAUCACCAUCACAAUGAUGCCAACUUCAACAAGUAAGCUUAAUGAACCAUACAGAUAAUCAAAUUAAA
Messenger RNA from Saccostrea cuccullata (small rock oyster), 2251 nucleotides. Its product is annotated as collagen alpha-1(XII) chain-like. The coding region runs from base 88 to 2241 and encodes 717 amino acids. The transcript is spliced from 11 exons. The record is from RefSeq and is a predicted model, not a curated record. NCBI's taxonomy places the organism in Eukaryota, Metazoa, Mollusca, Bivalvia, Ostreida, Ostreidae.